Molecule: messenger RNA, 1406 nt
Organism: Rhizophagus irregularis DAOM 181602=DAOM 197198
Lineage: Eukaryota; Fungi; Glomeromycota; Glomeromycetes; Glomerales; Glomeraceae
Source: RefSeq, a predicted model, not a curated record
CAUAAAAAUUACCGCAAAGAAUUGACAAAUAGCACACCUGAUUUAUCAAAAGGCUUGGGUUGGGAACGGAUAGACCUCUAACACGCGUUUUCUACGGAUGUUUAACUGAUGGGAAGCUUUGGAAAUUUGCGAAAAUACAAUUAUUAAAUGAUAUUAAUGGUGCCCCAAAAGUGAAGUUUGAGCAAAGUACCACUUAUAGAUGGAGUGAACACACGGCCUCACUUAUCGCUGGCCUAAUUGGUCGUUAUUAUGAUGACCUGAUAAAGAAAAGGAUGAGUGGAAACAAAGAUAAUACAUAUACGUAUAGGAAUAAGUCAUCAAUUUCUUCUGAAAGUCUCUUGGCUUCCUUCAUCGGAGAGGACAUUCUUAUUAGAUUAAAAUCUGGAAAUUAUAUCCAUGUGCAGAUUACAUCUCACCUUGGAACUGGAAGAGAGUGUAUAGUUUUUUUGGCACAAGUACGUGAUUAUGGAAUAAAGGAUGCCGUUUUGAAGAUUGAAGUUUGCAAAAACACUGAAAUCUUUCAAGUUUGCCGUGAAAUAUCAGUGUUGCGUGCACUAAGUGAUCUUUCUUGUGUUCCCAAAAUUCUCUUUGAAGGUCAUACAAUGGGAGGUUCCCUGGCUUUACUUACCGAUUUUGCGGGACUACCCCUGGAAUCAUGGAUUUCUGAUAACGGUAAUAUAGAUGAUUACACAAUUUUUCAAAUAAUUCUGGAUCUAUUAUCGUGCUUGGAGAAGAUACAUGCCCGUGGUUACGCGCAUGGAGAUGUAGCCAUACGAAACGUUAUACAGAGAAAUGGUCAUUUCUAUCUUAUUGAUUUCGGCCUUGCAACUUCGUUGCUACUUCACUUCGAUCCAUGGCAAGAAAUUAUUCAGGACUACGACGGAUUGUGUCAAAUCAUUGGAAUUAUCAAGUUUGGAGAGAAAAUGUCAUUUUCAGAAUUAAUAGACAAGUUGGAGGGAGAGCUGAAAUCAUUUGUUGCGUUUGUCGAGGAUGCGAGUAGGUGGAAAACAACUGAUGAAGGGAAGUGUUUAGAAAAAUUUGGUGCUAUAGUUAGACAAUUUUAUGAGAAAUUGCCUAGGAAGAACUAGAGAAAUUAAAAACAGAAAUAUUAAACAGUUAAAUCUCAAAGAAUAGUUUAAUUACCACAUUUGGCAUAUAAAUUUUAGGGGGGUGGAUGGCUUCAAAUCAUCUUUGUAAGCACUAUGGUGGCUGUCACCAGCGGCAAAAUUUUCUUUUUGCCAUAUUACAUGGAAUUCUUGUGGAUUUCCAUGGAAUUUUUGUAUUUUUAUUAAUACUACAUAUCCAACUUUAACCCAUAAUAUUUAUUAAAAUUCUUAUUAAAUUCUAUAAAAUAAUCUGAUAGAAAUGUUCAGUACAUGUUGCUCUAACAUUUUAUUGGUUUAGUU